Messenger RNA from Colletotrichum paranaense, 165 nucleotides. RefSeq lists its product as uncharacterized. NCBI's taxonomy places the organism in Eukaryota, Fungi, Ascomycota, Sordariomycetes, Glomerellales, Glomerellaceae. Bases 1 to 165 code for a protein of 54 amino acids. The record is from RefSeq and is a predicted model, not a curated record. The transcript has a single exon.
AUGUCAUGGACGGGUCCCGGGAGGAGCUAUCGGCCCCAAGCCGCCCGCCUCUGCUCCGCACGACCACUCUCAAUCGGGACCAGCAGGCGUUCGGCGGAGACGCAUCACCAUUCACCACCCAUCCAUCACACUCAUCGAUGUGUUGGUGCAACCCUCUUGACGUAG